This is a messenger RNA of Hypomesus transpacificus, 5940 nucleotides long. Its product is annotated as hypermethylated in cancer 2 protein-like. Gene Ontology annotation, biological process: regulation of transcription by RNA polymerase II. The transcript is spliced from 3 exons. NCBI's taxonomy places the organism in Eukaryota, Metazoa, Chordata, Actinopteri, Osmeriformes, Osmeridae. Gene Ontology annotation, cellular component: nucleus. Bases 218 to 1936 code for a protein of 572 amino acids. The record is from RefSeq and is a predicted model, not a curated record. Gene Ontology annotation, molecular function: DNA-binding transcription factor activity, RNA polymerase II-specific; RNA polymerase II cis-regulatory region sequence-specific DNA binding; protein binding.
UGGGUUCUCUGUUGCCUCCCUGCCUUUUCGGAGGACUUUUAUUUAAAUUAGGUCAGGGGUUAGGAUAGGCCUUCCAGCGUAUCAAGCCCCUGCAUCUGCAUUCUGCAAGAUGGCGUGCGAAGGGGUAUGAGGGGCGAUGAGGUGGAAAGACUGGAUGGUAACCUAUAUAAUAACGCCUUCAUUGAUGAAUCAAGGUGUUUAAACCAAAGUGUGUGUGAUGGAACAUCCAAAUUAUGCCAAGCAGCUGUUGCUGCAAAUGAACCAGCAGCGAUCCAAAGGUUACCUAUGUGAUGUCAUCAUUGUGGUGGAGAAUGCUCUGUUCCGCGCCCACAAGAACGUCCUGGCGGCCAGCAGCAGCUACUUCAAGUCCCUGGUUCUCCACGACAACCUCAUCAAUCUCGACACAGAGAUGGUCAACCCCGCUGUGUUCCGACAGGUGUUGGACUUUAUCUACACAGGGAAUUUGGCAAACUCUGACCCCGUCAGUGACCAUAGUAUGUCCGCCCUCCUAACAGCGGCAUCAUAUCUCCAGCUGACGGACCUGGCAGCUAUGUGUCGCAGAAGACUGAAACGUAACGGCAGGACAAGCUCCAGCAAGAUUCCCACUUCCCCAAUCUCCAACGGACGUUUCUCUCACCCGCAGCGUCUGUCCUCCACCCCCCUCAGGGUCACCCACAACAACCACUACCAACGUUCAGGUUCCAGGGAAGUCGAAAAGAGCCACAACCAGAAACAGGAUGGGCGUUUAAAGGAGGAUCUGUCAGAGGAGGAGGUGUUUAUCUCAGGCUCGCGUUGCAUGUCUCUCAGCCCUUCUGCUGGUGAUGGGGUCAACAAUGGUGUAGACAUGGGGCUUGGUCUGGGCCUGGACCUAUCCAAAAAGAGUCCUUCAGGGAGUACAGCAACAGAGGAGGUGAGCCCUAGUAGCCUCCCCCAAGGCUCGCCGCCGUCUGGCUCCCCUUCUACAACCAACAGUGCCUCCUUCGAGUAUACACCCACAAACCCCAUAACCACUAGCAUCAAACCAGGUCAAGAAGCAGGAGAGGAUAAAAGGCUCCCUCAAAAGACCACCACAGACCUCCUGCAAAGGGCUGCUCACAAAAGACCCAGGCCCAGGAGCGUGGGCUCGAUGGUAGGGGAACCUAAGACACCAUUGCCAAAUGGUCUGGAAAAGAGCCGAGGCAUAGAUGGAGCAGAGCUGAGCCACAGGGGCGACAGUGUGUCACCAGAGCUGGGGGAGGGAGAUGGCGAGGAGAAUGGUCUGGAACAGAGUGAGGAGAGUGGCCUGAGCGAGAGUGAGGGGGGAAGACGAAACCAAAAAAGAAACGCCAAUUACAUAUACCGACAGCCCCAGCAGGGCUUUGAGCCCCCCUUGGGGGACAACCUGUACGUAUGUAUCCCUUGUGGCAAGGGCUUCCCCAGCUCCGAGCAGCUUAAUGCCCAUGUGGACACGCAUACAGAGGACGAGCUGUAUAUCAAAAAAGAGGAGGACGAGGAGGAAGAUGAAGGUGUGUCACCAAAGGAAGAGGACCAAGACGACCCUGAAGAUCUGAGGUCUCAAAUAAUGGAGACAGAACCAGACAUGGAUGGAUCACCACCUUGUUACAACUGUACCAUCUGCAGCAAAAGCUACAAGGACCCAGCAUCGCUACGCCAACACGAGAAGAGCCAUUGGCUGAGCCGGCCCUUCCCAUGUAACAUCUGUGGCAAGCUGUUCACCCAGCGGGGCACUAUGACGCGGCACAUGCGCAGUCACCUGGGCCUUAAGCCCUUUGCCUGCGAGGAGUGUGGCAUGCGCUUCACUCGCCAGUACCGUCUGACGGAGCACAUGCGUGUCCACUCGGGAGAGAAGCCCUAUGAAUGUAAGCUGUGCGGUGGGAAGUUCACCCAGCAACGCAACCUUCUCAGCCACCUGAAGAUGCACUCCUCACCCAGUUAGAGACCAUGCUGGGCCAUUAGCAACCGAUUACCUCAUUGUUCGAAACCUCACUAAGAAUGUACCCAUCUUUCUAAAUCCCGUCUGGCCACACGUGGGCCUACAUGACCUAGUGUUUCGCCAUGACCUCACUUUUUCAGAAGCCCACCUCAAUGCAUGCAGAACAACCUCAUAUCAACCUCUCACACAGGCAAACUGUUUAUGCGUAUUUUCUAUACUUGACCAGGGCAGUAUACCACCACUGCCAAACCAACCUCACAAUCGACCUCUGCAUAUAUACCUCAUCUACAUGUUAAGCCAAACAGUACAUUACUGCUCGAUGUGACUCACCCUGGCUGGACAACACUCCUCAGGUAAAACCAAAGACUCCUCCCAUCUGAAGAUUUUCUCCUUGGGAUAGAAUUUUAUUUAUUUCACAUUUACUGCUUUUUUAAAUGAAGCAAAAGAUAAACCGGACCUUUUUAAAUGAUCAUAGCUUUGUGAAUCCAACCAAACCUCCCCCAGGGUCUGACACCAUGGUGUAUUUAUGGCUGUGGUUAGGCAACAGGGUAUUUACCUUUUGGGGCAUAUUUGACCUCAUACCUCAGACGUAGGUUGGAUAUGAGACAAGCUUGUCAUUUGGACAAUAUAAGUAGUGCCACUCUACAGCUGGAUGAGAUGACCUACAUUUAGAUGCAGACAUAAGACACUGGAUGCAUGGCAUCAUCAUUAUCAGGGAUGUUUGUAAUGCAAGUCUUUUCCUCUCAAUGUUUUUAGUCUAUCCUCAAGUCUUAUCUAAAAGCCAAAUUUUGGGUUCUGGGGUUGAAGAUGAUAUUUUGUAAUGUGAAAUGGGAUCAUUUGACCUAAAUGAGAUUGUUAGGGGAUUCUUUAGUUUGUGGUUUUUGUGGUAUUAAUGUGUGUUUAAGUUCUCAUAUGUUGGUCUGUGAUACUCUCCGUGUUUUCUUUACAAUUACUAUUUUUAAUGCGCAGUAAGAAAGUACAUACACAUGCACAGUUACCUUAUAAAUUACUCUUUCAGUUGAGUCCUGAAAUAUCAUGUUCAUAAUAUUUGCAUGUAAUUCCUUUGGAAAUCUUGAUGAUACAACAGCUUAUUAUUAAGAACUGAAAGCUUUCUGCUUAAGUAUUAUAGUGCUACAGAGAAUUGUAGUAACUGGUGAAAGUUAAAUCCAAAGAGAGAAAUGACAACAAGAUUACAACUUAAUUAACCCCCAGAUAAUAACCAAAGUUUUUUUCAUUAGGAGUUACCUAAUUUGCUGGAAUACUUCUUCCACUUCAAACUUUUUGAACAAUUUAGUAGUGUGGUGUUAAUCAUGGUCCCUCCAUAGUCUUGUACUGUACUUACUCCAAUUCAUUUAUAUAUAAUUGUCUGACCAAAACAAAGGCUAAAUAUACACCAAGUUCAGCUUGUCAAUCAUUCUUUAUGGCAAAUCUGACUAGUUUUAAUCUAGUGUUUUACAGUUUGAGCAUUUUGUGGUUGUUUUGUCUUUUGAGCUUGUAAAUAUCGAGUACAGGCAAUUUAACCACGAAAUCCUUUGCUCAUUAGACUUUUGUUUUUUUCAAGUCCAUUGUUUUACCUUAAACUCUGUCACAUGAGUUCCUGUACUACUUUAUGAGUGUCAGGGGCCACAUGUGGUUGAGUUGGGGAGGAGGCUAAUCAAAAACAUUCCAGCUAGCACUCUGCAGUACUUGCAUCACAGAACAACGAUGGCAUAGGUCUAACCAGGAUUGAGGUAAAGUGGAAUAAGAAAUGUGAUCAGCAAUUACCCUCAGACUAGUGAUCACCUGCUGUAAAUCUUUGUUCCAAAUCCAAAUGUGUAGACCCCCUCUCAAUUCAGGAACAUUUUCAUCAAGAGGGAUUCCAAUGUUAAAGUGGCAGUCAUAUUGCAUACUUGCAUUUCAGGAGAAGCUACUUCUCAGUUUGAUUUCAGAGCUGACUCUUUAUUUAUUUUUUCAUCUUUCAACUGUGACAGUAAUUCAUCCACCAUAAAACUUCAGGGAUAGUUUAUAACCUGUUGGUACUAUUGUGGAUUUCUCUAUGCUAAAUGCAAAACACUAGUUUCCUACCCAAGAUUUUUGUAGUGGUGAAAGGGGGGAAAUCCAGUUUCAGAUACUUCUUGUUUAAAGGUAGAGGUGUUUUAAUGUUAAUGAUUUUAAAGAUUAACUUUUUGAAUAUGUAUGAGAAACCGCAUGUUUAGUAUGAAAGUUAAAAGCUUGUUCCAAAUUUCCAGUUUAGUUUCUAAACCAAAGCACAUAUUGAAUGAUGAAUAGAUGUGAUGAUAAAACAAAUAGUGUAUAUGAAAUGUUUGUUUCCAUUGUUUACAUAAACUCUUAUGUCAUACCUCAGGCAAGGAGAGGUCAGUUGAAGCGGGUACUUAAUUUGUAGAAUCCAUUUUUAGUGUAUUGUUAGACCUAUAACAAUGAAAGUAACUGCAUGUUUUUCUAUGGCAUUUUCUGCUGCUGUGUUUAGAAAAAUUAUUUUAAUAAUCAUUAUUUGAUUGUGACCAACCAAAUGUUUUACAGAGAAAGGACAAUGAAGAUUUGAUGUGUAGAAGAAUACUAGAAAAUAAACAGGCCCUACAGAUAAAAGAUCAAUUUGUUCAAAUGAAAAGUCAGGGAUUUUGCUACUAUUCUGUCUUAUUGUCCUCUAAUUUAUAUAUUUUUGUCUGGGUUUUUAGAACAAGCUUAGACUGACCUCUCCUUAAACACAGUUUUACAAAUAUUGGCAGUGGUCACUUUGAUAUCUGUCUUUUGAAGAAUGUAUUUAUUCGUUUCUCUCAGUUUUUACCUCUUGAUGAGAACCAUAUAAGGUCAAUAUCAGGAUAGGGUGUAACUACUUGUUCAUCUUACAGAAAUAUGACACAAAGCAUUAAAGGCGUAGUACACUUCAAAAUCAAAGGUGGUCUGAAAAUGUAUUUCUAUGCGCCAAAGAUGUUUGGAUUUUGCCAUAUUCUGUUUUUUUUAUUCCCUUACUAUCCAACACAUUAAUAAACUAGAUCAUAUCAGCAGCCCUCAAGUCUAAUUAUGUUGAAAAGUUAAUUAAUAGAUGGCUGCUCUUGCCAGUGGCAGCUAAUAUGAACAUUUUACAGAAUAGAUAGGGACUAACUUAAGAAUUUUGGCGUGUACUAUCCUUUUAAAAACGUAGCCAUAAUCCAGGUCACAGUGACGUCUUUUUCUAUGAAGAAUAACUUAGCCCAAAGCAUGAGGAAAACAAAUAUGAUGAAAAAAGUUGAUUUGUUUUGUGGUUCUUGUAUGUCUUGUUUCUGAGUAAACCUGUGCUCGUUGUCACAUGUCCAUAUCCACUAUGCAGAACCACUGAAGAAUAUUGUGUUUCAUCCACUGAAUGAGGUGGUGUUGCCAAAGCAACCUGGUUCAAGCAUGUCAUUUUAAAAGGAAAAAAUUUAAAGCUGUUCCGUCUAGUAAUGCCAUUUAGGAAGAUGUCGCAUUGUAUAGGCCUACAUCUGGGGAAAAAACAUUACCAUUCUCAGUUAAUCUUUCAGAACAGCAUUUGUGAUGCCAUCAGUUCAUUUUGUGCAAUAUUUCAUUGUUGAUUGUUUUAGAGAAGGUGACCAUUUCCAGACAAGGAGGUCGGUACAAUUUAUGAAGGAAGACUUUUCAUGAUUGGCAAUCCUCUUUCUGUCACCUAAACUUAAGUUUUCCGAUAUAAAAGCCACUAAACUCAAGCCAAAUGCUUUUUAGGGUUUCUGACCUCAUUUUGAUAGUAGACUACAUAUACUCUGUAGUAUGAUUGUAUUAUUCUCAAGGCCACAUGUACUUGUUCCAUUGAAGUCUUGUCUUCUUGCCGAUAAUAUUUUUUUCCCCCUGAUAACCUUGGAACAAUGCUUUCUCACAACUCCAUGGGUUAGAAGGUCUGUCCAGCAUUGAUAAACACAAGGCUUGCCUGUGACUUGUGCCAUGUGAUUUCAUCUAUAGACACUGUCUUAAUGUACAAAAAUAGCAGAAAACUUGUUUGUCCUCUUUUCAUUAAAAAUCUCGGAAAUAUGAUUUAA